This is a messenger RNA of Chroicocephalus ridibundus (black-headed gull), 1358 nucleotides long. RefSeq lists its product as uncharacterized. The transcript has 7 exons. Bases 1 to 1149 code for a protein of 382 amino acids. NCBI's taxonomy places the organism in Eukaryota, Metazoa, Chordata, Aves, Charadriiformes, Laridae. The record is from RefSeq and is a predicted model, not a curated record.
AUGUGGUGGACUUCAGUGCAGACGUGGGUGGUGUUCGUGCUGAAGGACAACAAACUCAAGGAUGUCCUGGCCCUGGACAUGAGGACUUUGCUGUGUGGAAGCGGAGAGCUGUCCCUGAAGGACAACGGACGCCCCAGGACAUCCAAGCCUUUCUCCUUGGACGGCACGGGCCGGGUGCGGAUGUAUGGACCGGUGCUGGGCCCUGCUCUGCUCCUCCGCUCCGGGGCCUCACGCAGGCAGCCGCGAGGCCACUCCAGGGACCCACCCCGGCUCCUGCAGCCCCGGCGGUGGACAGUGAAGCCGGGCAGAGGGAGCGAUGCCAUCCCAGAGCUGCUGGUCCCUCGGGGGGUGUUGGUGGCCCCGGUGAUGCCCGUGGCUGUGCCCACAUGCGGGGAAGGCUCAUCCCGGUGCCCAGGCGAGGAGCGUGGCCCCGGGGCGGGGGAGGCUGUGCCCGGAGCCCCGGGAAGGAGCCGGGCUGCCUGCGCUGAGGCUGAUGCUGCCGCCUGCCCCGUGACGGGGGACAGCGUGGUCUGCGCCCCCCCGGAGACCUGUGAGGACGGCACCGCUCCAGCUCCGUACGGCUUCAGGUCCGGCUCCUGGACGGCUGCAGUUCGAUUUUGGCUCCAGCUCCUUUGUGGCUCCUGUUUGUUUCUGCUCUGGUUCCAGUCCAGCAGAUGGACGGCUCCAGCCCCAGCUCAUUGCGGCUCCAGCUCAUGGGUGGCUCUGGCUCGUUUCUGCUCCUGUUCCUUCUGGCUCCAGCUCAUUUGCACCUUCAGUUUUGGCUCCAGCUCGUUUGCGGCUCCUGUUUGUGGCUGCUCUGGAUUCAGUCCGGCUCAUGGACGGCUCCAGCUCGAUUCCAGCUCGUUGCGACUCCAGCUCAUGGAUGGCUCUGGCUCAUUUCAGCUCCUGCUUGUUGUGACUCCAGCUCAUUUGCACCUUCAGGUCCAGCUCCUGGUGGGCUCCAGUUGGGUUUCAUCUCCUGGGCAGUUUUGGCUCCAGCCCAUUGAUGGUUCCAGCUCGUUUUCGCCCCCAGCUCUUGGGUGGUUCCAGCUCUGGCUCCAGCCCCAGCCCAUCACAGCUUGUGCUUGUUCAACUGCUCCUGGCUUUUGGCCAGGUCGUAAAUCAAUCGCUGUCAUGGCCUGUAUAUGAAUAUGAACUGUCAUAAUUGUACACGUGUUGCCUAAUGAGUGUGUUUAUUGUUCAAUGACUAGUCCGGUGAAUAAACAGUUGGACUCUCAAAUGAAGUGGGAAAAGUGCCUUUUCGCCCAGAGACUAUCUCAGACGUUUAAUUCGGCCUGGUGCAUGCCGGCGUCCCGCACUUUGGGGAACAACGCGACCGGACCCCCACCUCCGGCGGG